This is a messenger RNA of Contarinia nasturtii (swede midge), 981 nucleotides long. It is a transcript of the gene yata, whose product is annotated as N-terminal kinase-like protein. The transcript has 6 exons. The annotation marks the transcript as partial. Lineage: Eukaryota; Metazoa; Arthropoda; Insecta; Diptera; Cecidomyiidae. The record is from RefSeq and is a predicted model, not a curated record.
GUAGCGCACGGAUUCCUUGACACAAAUCCUACAAUACGAGAACAAACUGUUAAGUCAAUCAUUCAUUUGGCGCCCAAACUUAGUUACAAUAACUUAAACGUCGAAGUAUUACGUCAUUUUGCUCGGCUCCAAUCACGUGAUGAUCAAGGUGGUAUUCGAACGAAUACAACAGUGUGUUUAGGAAAAAUCGCUCCACAUUUACAUCCACAAGUGCGCCAACGUGUCUUAGUAUCAGCCUUUAUUCGAGCAAUGCGUGAUCCAUUCCCACCGGCAAGAGUUGCUGGUAUACUGGCGUUAGCUGCUACACAGCAAUAUUUUCUACUUACAGAAAUCGCAAAUCGCAUUUUGCCAGCAUUAUGUUCUUUAACAGUGGAUUCUGAAAAAACGGUACGUGAUCCGGCAUUCAAAACAAUUCGUGGCUUCCUUGGCAAAUUGGAAAAGGUUUCAGAAGAUCCCAGCUUACGUGAAACAAUGGAAGCUGAUGUACACACAAAGGAGUCUCUAGGCAACGCAGCUGCAACGUGGGCUGGAUGGGUGGCUACCGCAGUUGCCGCAAAGUUUUAUCGUAGUCAAAGUGAUACUGGCCGGCCACAGCGUCCCCCAUUAACUGGUAAAGCUAAACCUGCUUCACUAGAGCAACCUUCUAGCAGUAGCUUGUCAACAACUACAUCAAGCGUCACGUCAAUGACAUCUUUGGAACAUGAAAGCAAUGAUACAUCCGUUUCCGCUAGCGAUUAUGGAAAUGAUUUAGCUAGUGAUUAUGGCAAUGAAAAUUGGGAUGUAGCCGGAGAUAUGGAUACAUCACAAGAUCCAAGCAGUCCAAUAGCAGCAAUGGCAUCAACAAGUUUGUCAAUAGCGUCAAACACACAAAAUUUAUCAAUGUCACAGAGAAAUGUAGAUCAACGUGAUGAAUGGUCAUGGAAUGAUUGGGGUAGCUUGGAAGAGCAACCGGUAAGUAACUCUUGAAAGAAUUUUCAAAAA